Osmerus eperlanus (European smelt) is the source of this 1504-nucleotide messenger RNA. Its product is annotated as dual specificity protein phosphatase 22-B-like. The transcript is spliced from 7 exons. Gene Ontology annotation, molecular function: protein tyrosine/serine/threonine phosphatase activity; protein tyrosine phosphatase activity. Lineage: Eukaryota; Metazoa; Chordata; Actinopteri; Osmeriformes; Osmeridae. The record is from RefSeq and is a predicted model, not a curated record. The coding region runs from base 316 to 897 and encodes 193 amino acids. Gene Ontology annotation, biological process: protein dephosphorylation; signal transduction. Gene Ontology annotation, cellular component: cytosol.
CCCGCCACCUAAUCACCCUCCAGUCGGGCAUAGACCACAACCUAACGGGACUUUUUUAAAAUUACGUUCACGGUCGCUGAAAAGUUGGAUAUCAGGCUCAGAAGGGGAACUGUGACUAGAAAACGACGUGCCAAGACGCAACAGCCAGCUAGAUAUCUGGUUGAGGGACGCUGACAGGAGACACCAUUACUGGAGCGGUGUGGAAGAAAUCAUUUCCUCUUUUCUUUUCAUGUACUUUACAAUCCAAACCAAUAGAGGUCACAUUUAGGUCCUGCAUGUAUUCAAUGCGCGAGCUAUAAGACCUUUUCUGUGGACAUGGGGAAUGGAAUGAAUAAGGUUCUGCCAGAACUCUAUCUAGGAAACUUCAAAGAUGCGAGAGACAGGGAGCUGCUGAAGCAACACAACAUCACCCACAUCCUGUCCAUCCACGACACGGCUGCGCCCAUCCUGGAGGACUUUACAUAUCUUUGCAUUCCUGCUGCUGACCGCUCCAAACAAAAUCUGAUUCCUUUCUUCAAAGAGAGCAUCGGGUUCAUCCACGAGUCUCGCCUGAAGGGAAAAGGUUGCCUGGUUCACUGUGUGGCAGGCGUGUCCCGUAGCGUGACUCUAGUGGUGGCCUACGUCAUGACGGUGACAGGAAGGGGGUGGGUGGAGUCACUGGCGGCGGUGAGGGUGGCGAGGCCAUGCGCCGGACCCAACCUGGGCUUCCUGCGCCAGCUCGAGGAAUUUGAGAACUUUCAUCUCUCCGAGUACCGGGCAUGGCUCAAAGACAGGUAUGAAGAGAGCCCCUUCAGUGAUGAGGAGCACAUCACAACCCUGUUGUCCCAGAAGCCUCAGGGCCCCAGUGACUUCCUGACCAUCGACCGUGUCGCACCAUUGGGCACCGGCAGCACAUGAGCCCGCCUAAUUCCCCCGAGGCCAGUCCCUCCACAAAUCAUCGACAUCGACAGCCAAUCACUGUGGCUUGACUGUGGUUGUUCAACAAACUUUGAUUUUGUCCAACAACCCAAAAAACCCUUCCUCUCCCGGAGCUCUUGGAGAGCUAUGUGAGAAUGUGAGGAGAUGGGGGACUGUUUCGUGAAAAGGUUGGAAAGCUGGUGACUUCUUGAAACAAUCUCUUUCCCCGCGUAGGUGUACAACUUCCUUUCACCAUUGCAGUAUCUGUGCUGCUUCUACCUUCCUUUAACCCCCUCUUCCCUGGACUGCCCACCUGACAUAAAAUAAUACUUUUUGGGUCAUAUGUUUGAACUUGGCCCUGGGGGGGAUUUCUCAGCGAUCCCCCCAUGUGAGAUCUGGGUCCUUUUUGACACACUCUUUUCUUUCCACCAACUGCCACUGCAACAUGCAAGAGCAGCCAUGCUCAAAGCCCUGGAACUGAACUACUAGAAUACAUACAGACGCAAACACACUCGAGAUUGGAUCCAUUUAAUGUCUACUCGUAUCACACACUCCAUCUCUGUGUGUCUGUGUCUUGUUCCCGUGUCAUUAAAGUUGAUUUCUUAAA